CGCGCCGCGAACGCGAAGGUUACAACAACCAAGACGUACCUCUUCUUCGUAACCGAAGCACGUAAUGUCGUGAUCAAAACAACUUAACCCACAAGAAACUUUUACCGUUCCACGUUCGUUUACCUGAAGAGAUUCUUUUCUAGGUGUGUCAAAGUGCAACUUAGUGUUUUGGUUUCUAGAAGGAAAAAAAAAAUGACAGCCCAGGGUGGUUUUGUUAUUGUGGUUUUGGUGUGGUGUGCUGUGGUGGUUCUGAAUGUGGUUGUGGCCGAGAAUAAUAGUAACAAUAAUAAUGGGUGUCCAGAGGGGGAUUGCAAGAUUUCAUCGUCGGAAAAUAAUAACAAUAGCGAUAAUGAAGACCUAGAAAUAGUGGCCUUACACACGUCACAACCAGUGCCAAGACCAAAAGCUUUAAACAUGAUAGCUGAAGAUCAAGACGAAUCAAAUUUCAGACCUACUCCGUUACCACUCACCACAUUAUCAAUAACCAAUAGUUCCUUAUCAAAAAACAGCACCAGUAAAUCAAACGCAACAUCAGUAGUGCCAUUAUCGACUCCUGAAGAACCGAGAGGAAGAGCCCUAAAUUUUACGCUACACGAGACGCAAAACGCAAACAACAAUUUAGCGAAUUCAAGUAAAAACGAUGAAUUUGAUCUCAGCGAUGUCAGUAUAAAUGAUGACGACAUGGACGAAAUGAUUGUCCCAAGGAUUUUGGUGCCGCAUAAAAGUGAAGAAAAAACUGAAAAAAGUGCUCAUAAUGUUACAAAAGAUAUAUGUGAAAAAGGAGGUCUGACCUACGACAACGGCGAAAAACUAGAAAUCGACUGCGACUCGAUCUGCACUUGCGUACAUGGGAAAAUGGACUGCGAAGACAGAUGCUCGAGACCGUUUAUUAGAAAGGGAAAACGAAUAGACGAUCCUCUUUGCUCGGAAAAAGCUACCGAUGAUCCUUGUUGUGCCAUUAUGGUUUGUGCUGGCGACACAGAGACUGAACCAUUGGAAAUGUGUAAUUACGACAACAAGACUUACAACAGAGGCGACACGUUCAACAAGGACUGCUCAGAAGUUUGUAUCUGCGAAGCAGCUGGGAAAUUUAGCUGCAAAGCCAGAUGUCCGCAUUCGGCAAAAACCUCAGACAGUUGCGUAGAAAUCCCAGACCCGAACGAUGGUUGCUGCAAAAAAGUCCUUUGCGAUGUCACUCUGGACGAUCAUCAGGAUCAUGAAAAAGAAGAAGCGGGCAAACCUGCGAAUAAACAUAAAAUAAUAUCGGCUUUUCAAGCUAAUUCUUCAGUUAUUAUAUUGGAUAUCGAACCAAAGUAUGAUGACGAUGAUGCAAAUUUGCCAAUUGUCGAGGUUAGCAACGACAAAGAAGAAUGGAAUUACUACCAACUAUUCCCAAAAGGCGAACUUUACGUACGAGAACAUUUCAAGUACCUCCGGCUAGAAAACACAGAAGAAACUGUCGAAGUCACACAAAUCGAAAAUGCAAAAGAGAAAAAUCGAGCUAGUAAAGACGUCAUUAAAGAUGAAAAAGAAUCGAACAAAAAUAAAGCUUCGAUGAUGAAAGAAGAUGCCAAAAGUUGCGAGUAUAAAGGAAAAACAUUCAAAAUUAACGAAGAACACAACAACGGCUGUGAAUCUUUGUGCAAGUGCCAUAGUGAUGGGGAAAUGAAAUGUUUGAAAUUGGAGUGUCCUACUUAUUUUGGAGUGGACGUCCUAGAUCCGGCUUGCGUUGAAUGGGAAACAAUUCCACCAAAUUUCGAACCUUUAGCGCCAAACUGUUGCCCGGAGCAAGUAAAGUGCAAAAAUAAUGGGUCCUGUCUACACGAAGGAAGAUCUUUUAAAAAUUGGGAGCAGUUGCCUAUCAAUGUGACUGGAUGUGAAAAAAGAUGUUAUUGUGAACUGGGCAAAGUCGAAUGCCAAAACACCUGUCCUCCAGUGCCUGCACUACCUCCAGCAAACCUCCCGUGUCCUCCAAGAGAAGCUUCGCUGCAACAUGGUCCUGAUGACGAUUGCUGUAUGUUUUGGGCAUGUUCCGAUUCCAAAGAACAAGAAUCUUUCAACAAUCAUUAUCCAGACGAUUUCGGUUUCAACCAACCUCGCGAUGAUAUAACCGUUCACGCACUAGAAGCAGUGGAUCCGCACACCAUUAGACUAGCGUUCAUGGUACCGCCGGUUAUUGUUGGGCUACACGGAAGAGUGGAAGUUAGAUACACGUUCAAAGAUAUCGAUGAUGUCAGUGCUUGGGAUCUGCAAGUUUUCGCUCCUCCUAAUGACCUAAUUGCAACGCCAUCGCUCGAAUUUGAUUUGCUCGAUUUGGUUGCGGAUAAGGAGUACAAAAUUAAAAUUACAAUAACUCUCAGAGAUCUUCACAACACGCCUUCAUCUAAAAUCUACAAAAUCAAAACACCGAAAGACGUUCGAACCACCACCUUGCCACCUCAGAUACCAAUCGAACCCGAUUUAGAAAUAUCUGAUAUUAAUUCUACAUGGGUUACAAUUGUCUGGAGGAAAUUCACUGAGAACGAAUUGCAGUUUAUUGACGGUGUCCAAUUGCGCUUCAGAGAAACCGAAGGUAAAAUUUAUACAGCCACGCCUUUAAUACAUAGAGCAGUUACCACUUAUACUAUAGAAAAUUUAAAGCCAAAUACAAAAUAUGAAAUUGGAAUUUUCUUUAUACCGUUUGCAGGCCAACGUACAGAAUUAAAUGCAGAACACAUGAUUCAAUUUACAACUGCCAACUUGGUCGAUACUUAUGGAUUUACUGUGGCAUUGGAUGUUUCCCAAAUCAAAUCUACAAGUGUGGAAAUUUUAUGGAGCGGAGUGCCGUAUCCUGAAGAUAAAUAUGUCAAUAUUUACAGAGCAAUUUACCAAAGCGAUUCUGGUAAAGAGGAUCAGAGUACCUUCAAAAUUGCCAAACGCGAUUCACCGACUAAAACCAUUAUCACAGACUUGAAACCUGGAACCAGAUACAGAUUGUGGUUGGAAGUUUACUUGACCAAUGGGAAAAUUAAAACUAGCAACGUUCAAGAUUUUAUUACCAAACCUAGAGCGGCGCCUGCGUUGGGAUCUUCGUCACAAGACAAAAUCUCAAGAGCAGAAUUCAUAGAUAGUCCACGAGGAGACUAUUAUGGUCCACUAGUAAUCGUAGCUAUCCUAGCAGCCAUCGCUAUCCUUAGCACCCUUAUAUUGCUUCUGAUUUUGGUACGGAGGCAUAAUCAAAAUAAGGCAGCCAUUACGCCGCCUUCAACCAGAAUCAGUCAGUCAGCGUAUGAUAAUCCGACGUAUAAAGUGGAAAUUCAACAGGAAACGAUGGGAUUAUGAAAAACACGCAAAAAGCACAAUUUGUACAUAUUAUAAAUAAGAAUUAGUUCUUAAGCUAUAUAUUUUGUAUGUUUAAAAUGUACUUAACAAAGACAGUAUUUUUUUAACUUGUAAUAUAAUGACAAAAGAAGAGACAUAUAAUAAAAUUAUUUAUUUUCCAUAAUCGAUUUGUUUAAUUGCCCUGAGAUAUUGAUCUGUGACAGUAUAUUGUAGAGGACGACUUUACAAUCUGGACUUUUUUUUCCCAACCAACAAAUCCUUCUUAUUAUAUGAAAAAAUGUUUAAUUGCUCAUUGGACUAAUAACCAAGAUAUUAACAGAAUACGGAAUUCAUAGGCUGGGUAAACAUUUUUGGAGCUUAUCCUAAAAACAUUUUUUUUAAUGUGACAAAAAUAUAGGUAAGG
This is a messenger RNA of Ceutorhynchus assimilis (cabbage seed weevil), 3724 nucleotides long. The record is from the annotation of a GenBank genome assembly. Lineage: Eukaryota; Metazoa; Arthropoda; Insecta; Coleoptera; Curculionidae.